This is a messenger RNA of Malaclemys terrapin pileata, 4843 nucleotides long. RefSeq names its product leptin receptor overlapping transcript (gene LEPROT). Gene Ontology annotation, biological process: negative regulation of growth hormone receptor signaling pathway; late endosome to vacuole transport via multivesicular body sorting pathway. Lineage: Eukaryota; Metazoa; Chordata; Testudines; Emydidae. The record is from RefSeq and is a predicted model, not a curated record. Bases 95 to 490 code for a protein of 131 amino acids. The transcript has 4 exons. Gene Ontology annotation, cellular component: endosome.
UCCGCGAGCGGAAGCCGGAAGUAGCCGCAGGCCGCAGAUCCGCUCGGCGCCCCAAAAAGCGGAGCUCGCGCCCCGUUCUCUGCUCCCCGCGACCAUGGCGGGGGUGAAAGCCCUUGUUGGAUUAUCCUUCAGUGGAGCCAUUGGUCUAACGUUUCUUAUGUUGGGAUGUGCCCUAGAAUAUUAUGGUGUUUACUGGCCCCUGUUUGUCUUGAUAUUUUACAUCCUUUGUCCCAUUCCUCACUUCAUUGCAAAAAGAGUAAGCGAUGACACUGAUGCAGCUAGCAGUGCCUGCAGGGAAUUGGCCUAUUUCUUCACAACUGGAAUUGUUGUUUCUGCCUUUGGAAUGCCUAUAAUCCUUGCACGUGUUGAAGCGAUCAAGUGGGGAGCCUGUGGUCUUGUGCUAGCUGGCAAUGCAGUCAUUUUUCUUACCAUUUUAGGCUUUUUUCUUGUAUUUGGUAGAGGAGAUGACUUUAGCUGGGAGCAGUGGUAGGACUUCACUAUGAUGUUGGUGAUAUGCAACAUACAUGUUUAUAUACUGUAUAUAUGUAUGUGUGUACGUUGGAAUGUUUGUGCCUGCACAUGUAGCCUUAUGCUAUCCGAACAUAAUAUGCUUUUUUUACACUUGUAUGUCAGCCAAAUUAAGGGGAAAAGAGCCUUCUGACAGCUUUUUAAAUAGGUACAGAAUAAGCUGAAAUCACAAUAGCUAAAUCUGUCCUUAAAUCUUUGUUUACACAGUGUGCACUAUUUUAUUGAUUUUUAGUUUUUAAUUUUGAUAUAAUACCAUUGGAAUGUAUGUUGGAGUCAGCUAACAUAGCUGACAUUUUUAACAGCAUAAUCAAAAUGGGCCUAUAUAUUGACUGCACAGUUUAGUCUCCUGUUUUCGCUAACUUGAUUAACUUCUGUUAUGUGACUAGGAUGGAACAAAUAUUUGCCUUUGUAUUCAAAUAAUUGUAAUUUUCAGUAGCUUGUUCUCUCAAUUUAAAAAAAAAAACCCAUUGAAUACCUAUAAUAGCUGCUGCCAAGUAUCUCAUGUCCUAUCCACGAUAAAGGGAGAGUGAGAAGUAUUGGAUGUUCUAGGAGGCUAUGUUCUAAUUUCUCUGCAUGAUCAGGCUCACCUUUGUAUUAAUGGCCCAUAGUGCACUACCAGAAUCACAUCUGGUCUUGGAUCUCACUACAACAGGUAAAGGGAAAGUAGAUUCAACAAACACCCUCCCCUAUACUCCUAUUCAGCAUUCAACAAAUAAAAACGGAAAAUAUUCUGUUUUCAUCCCACUCUAGUUGUAACUAUGGGUGUAUGUUGGGGGUAAUCUAAUGAUAACUCCAUUUUAAUGUCUUACCGUGUUAUAAACUGACAUUACUUCUUACCGUAUAUACUUGUUCAUAUGCUGAAUUUUUUUAGUAAAAAAGGGAAGCAUCAGAGACGGGGGUCGGCUUAUGAAUGGGUAUGGAGAAGUACAGCCCCUCCCCCCCAACAGAGGGAGCAAGGAGAGGCAGCACAGCCAGCAGAGACAGAAGGGAAGAGGCGGGGCCAGAGUCUCUCCACUUCUGGCCACACUGUUCUCCCCGCAGCCUCCGAAGCAGCUGCAGCUCCGGGGCUGGCAGGCUGCAGCCGUGCCGCUUGGCCCCACCCCCCAGAGCAGGCAGUGACCGUGCAGCCCGGCCUGCCGGAGCACGCUGCGGCUGUGCCACUCGGCACCAGCCCACUGGAACAUACUACGGCCGCACCGCCCGGUCUGGCCCGCCGGAGCAGGCUGCGGCCGCGCUGCCCAGCCUGCCGGAGCAGCUCCAGCCAGGCCAGAGACAUCCUCCCCUGGCCUUCCCCAGAUAAGGUGGGAAGGGAUGGGAUGGGGAGAGUGUGGGGGUCCCGGGCUAGGGGUGGGGUCAUGUGCAGGGUGGUCACAGGGGUUACGCCCCUGACUCCCAGCUUCUCCCCCCCAAAAAAUUUCCCCACCAGUUGCUGUCCCAGCCCGUCAGGGUAAGUAGCUGGCGCGCCUGGACACUUUGUUUACUUAGGUUUACCUCCGUGCCUGCGGACGCUCGAGGUAAACAAACCAUCUCGGACCACCAGCGGCUUAUCCCGAUGGCCCGGGAGCCAAAGUUCGCUGACCCCUGAAUUAUAGGGUUGGCUUAUAAAUGGGUUAUAAAAAUUUUCCAUUUUUACUUAUCCAUUUUGGGGGGGUCAUCUUAUAAAGGAACUGGCUUAUGAUAGAGUAUAUACAGUAUGUAUAGUUUCCCCACCAAAGAAAUAUUUCAAACUGCUGUCAAAGUUUAUAAUCAGAAUGCAUUGAACACCUCUGUUGUGUUGUGAGUCAAAUGCCUGAAUUACAAAGAAGUGAAAUGUUCCAGUUAGACAUCUUUAAUACAGCAGAUGCUACAGGACUCGGCAUUGCCUCAGUUCUUGUCAGUUUUUUAAAAAUACUUUUACGCACACCCUUACUUUCAACUCUUGUAAGAAAAAAUGGUAAUAUUCAAACAGUACAAUAUAUUUUUAAAUGUCAUUAUUCUAAUAAACAGUCAUAUAAUCACACUAUUAUUAUGUUAACACAUUUUACUACUAUGAGAUAGAGAAUCCUAAAUGAAGGAAGCAUUUAAUUUUGUAGAGGUUCAUUCUGGCAUGACCUUAACUUUAGAGGCAUAUGUAAUACAUUUCAGUACACCUGAAAAGGAGCAAGGAACCAGUAACUCUAAUUUAUUUUGUCAUAGAAAAAUAGGUGCAUCAAAUUAUGACAUUUGCAAUUAGAAGAAACUGAAUAUUUAGAUUGGGUAGAUAUUUUAACCACUAGUUUUGUGGAAUAGCAAUUUGAGAAGGAACAAUUUUCAUGCUUGCAUAUUUUCAGCUUAUUCAUUCGUAACUGAAUGUUUCCAGCCUGUGAUGAUCUGGAGAAUAAAAUACCAUGAAUAAAUAUGUAACAGCCUUGAAGAGAAUUGAUGUGAUGCUAUCUCCCCUAACCUAGAAAAAUAUCUGCACAAGCAUUUGAUGUCCAAAGUAACUUUUCACAAUUGACAUCCUGUGGAGUUCCACACAAAUAAAGGCUUGAAAAGUAAUUACUGCUGUGUCAGUACUCUGAGACUGUGGACUUUGGUUUAUCCUUCUUAUCAGUGAAAAAAAUGUAAACUGAAAAUAUUUUUGAAACACAAAUAAUGCAAUGUACUCAAAUUUCACUUUGCUGAUAGGAAUAUGUUGCUUAUCAUAUAUUUCACAUAGGUAUAGUUUUAAAUUUGUUUAGACACAAAACCGUUAUUUUAUUUUCCAGGUUGAGACUGCACUAUAUUGAUGUGAUGAAAGUUUCCACAGCACUGACGAUUAGAUGCAACAUUUGCUAUUUGCUGCAUUUUCAGAUUGAAGGAAACUGAAAAUCAUUAAGUGUAUCUAAAACACAAUUUUUCUGGUUAAUUUUCCUGGCCUCUUUAAAAUGAUCAUUGCGAGGCUUCACUGUAGGACAUUUAGCAGAAGAGUAUGAUCUCAAAAAUCAGCAAACAUUCUUGUGUUUUUGUUCAUGACUUUCACAAUCAAGGCCACUAUCCUUAUGGGUAACAUUUGUUGCACCAUGCUGACUUUAGUGUAGAAUGUUAUAAUUGUACGCUAUUACUCAGGGAAAUUAAGUGUUCAAAUUACGAGUUGAGCUGUUUGAGGAAAAUUCACUUUUGGUUUAUCUGUUUUGCCUGGAUUUUGAAGAAGUAAUUUUUUGUAUUACAGAUGGCUGUUCUUUAACUCCACCAUUUAGUGGAGUGAAAAAUAAGAAAAGGAUAGUUUAAAGUACAAAUGGUGUCGGAUUCUGCAGAUAACUAAGCUUGUGGGUUGCCCCAUUAAAUUUAACGGAACUAAUGUGAGUAAAUGAUUGGUCCCUCAUGGUUUAAAUGAAUGUUUCAUAUUUCACUCUUUGGACUUGAUACACAGAAAUGAAUAGGAUGCACUAAACACAUUUCUAAGUUACCACUCCAGAGUUUUCUUUAAGGUGGUGGUGAUUUUUUUCUUUUACUCAGAAAGGGGGGUUUGUUGUAUGGGCAGGUGCUCUAUCUAAAUAUAGAGAUUGUGAGACAUUAAUUGUCAAUAUCCCCUUCUUAAUCAGCAUCAGAAACAAUCUUUUAAAAAGAAAACAAGGUCCUACUGAGGCUGGUCUAAUGCUUUGAAGACUUUUUGUGUUGCACCUACAUGCCAUCAGGGUGGGUUCAUUACAAAUCAGUAGAUAGCCGUUGGGUGGAAACAGUAAACAUUUUUUUCUGAAAAAUUGCUACAUACGCUAAUUCUCACUGUCGGUUUCCAUGCAAUUAUCAUCAUAGUUUUUCCUUUUUUAAAAGAAGUUGAAAUAAUAAUUAAAGUCAAUAAAGAGUUUAAAUCUCAGAAUACUCUUCUGGCCUCCUUAAAUCUAAAUUUGCUUGAAUUAAUCUUUAGUUAAAUUAUCAGAAGUAGGAAGAAAUAGCCUUCAGUUUAUUUGUCAAGAGCUGUGCCCAUUCACAAGAGUCUGGUGCACUGACAGCCACUACUAGGCAUAAGAGCAUCCAUUUAUUGCAGUCUCCUUCUAAUGUUUUUUCUUAUAUGCUAGUGAACAUAUAUGCAAAGUGCCUUAGCCUCAAGAUUUAUUGUAGGUUUGAGAAGGCAUAGACAUAAAAACACUAUUUUGCAAUCGGAUUGAAAAACUAUCAUCACAUAAUAUAUAUCUUUACUGUUGACUAAUAGCCUUUUCUGUAUUUCAAAAUACAGUACAACUUUUGUAACGUUUGUAAAAGAUUUCUUUUCCAUAAUUGCCAGGUUACUGAAAUCAUUAAUACAUUUGUAAAUUAAAGCAUUCUCAACUUUUUUCAAGUUGUCUAAUAAAACUGCCUAAAUGUAGAUGACACUCAA